AUGGGGGUGAGUCAUCAGGGUCGAGGGUGCUUCCUGCAGGUGGGGGCAGGACCAGACUCUGAGCAGGGGUGGGGACUACUCUAUUGGGAGGGAGAAAGGGGUGCAGAGCCUGCCAUCAUCCUCAAGACAGGAGUGGGUACUGGCGAAGUCCCAGCCCUGCAUGAGGGCUACGCGUUGCUGCGUGAGCUGGCCAGCACCCGGCUUCCAGUCUACACUAGCAACUUGCCCGCUCACUCGGGCUCCUUCACUUACCCACCUCCCUACCAGGCCCCUCCAAGAGGAGGGGAGCUCCAGAUCUUCCAGACAGAGAGGACAAGGGGGGAGGAGGGUGAGGAGACUGUGGGCGGUGUCUGGGAAGAGACUGGAUCUGCCCUUCUCCUUCUGGGGCUGAACCCUGUGUCCGCCUCCCUCCAGGACCAGCACUGUGAGAGCCUGUCCCUGGCCAGCAACAUCUCCGAACUGCAGUGCAACACGUCCGUGGACCUCAUCGGCACCUGCUGGCCCCAGAGCCCAGCGGGGCAGCUGGUGGCUCGGCCCUGCCCUGCCUUUUUCUACGGUGUCCGCUACAACACCACAAACAAUGGCUACCGGGAGUGCCUGGCCAAUGGCAGCUGGGCUGCCCGCGUGAAUUACUCCGAGUGCCAGGAGAUCCUCAAUGAGGAGAGGAAGAGCAAGGUGCACUACCACAUAGCUGUCAUCAUCAACUACCUGGGCCACUGUGUCUCCCUGGUGGCCCUCCUGGUGGCCUUUGUCCUCUUUCUGCGGCUCAGGAGCAUCCGGUGCCUGAGAAACAUCAUCCACUGGAACCUCAUCUCGGCCUUCAUCCUGCGCAAUGCCACCUGGUUCGUGGUCCAGCUCACCAUGAGCCCCGAGGUCCAUCAGAGCAACGUGGCCUGGUGCAGGUUGGUGACAGCCGCCUACAACUACUUCCAUGUGACCAACUUCUUCUGGAUGUUCGGCGAGGGCUGCUACCUGCACACGGCCAUCGUGCUCACCUACUCCACCGACCGGCUGCGCAAGUGGAUGUUCAUCUUCCUCGGCUGGGGUGUGCCUUUCCCCAUCAUCGUGGCCUGGGCCAUUGGGAAGCUAUACUACGACAAUGAGAAAUGCUGGUUUGGCAAAAGGCCUGGGGUGUACACCGACUACAUCUACCAGGGCCCCAUGAUCUUGGUCCUCCUGAUCAAUUUCAUCUUCCUUUUCAACAUCGUCCGCAUCCUCAUGACCAAACUCCGAGCAUCCACCACGUCUGAGACCAUUCAGUACAGGAAGGCUGUGAAGGCCACUCUGGUGCUGCUUCCCCUCCUGGGCAUCACCUACAUGCUGUUCUUCGUGAACCCCGGGGAGGAUGAGGUCUCCCGGGCCGUCUUCAUCUACUUCAACUCGUUCCUGGAAUCCUUCCAGGGCUUCUUCGUGUCAGUGUUCUACUGUUUCCUCAACAGUGAGGUCCGCUCAGCCAUCCGGAAGAGGUGGCAUCGGUGGCAGGACAAGCACUCAAUCCGUGCCCGCGUGGCCCGCGCCAUGUCCAUCCCCACCUCCCCUACCCGUGUGAGCUUCCACAGCAUCAAGCAGUCCACGGCGGUCUGA
This is a messenger RNA of Cynocephalus volans (Philippine flying lemur), 1584 nucleotides long. RefSeq names its product corticotropin releasing hormone receptor 1 (gene CRHR1). The record is from RefSeq and is a predicted model, not a curated record. NCBI's taxonomy places the organism in Eukaryota, Metazoa, Chordata, Mammalia, Dermoptera, Cynocephalidae. The transcript has 15 exons. Gene Ontology annotation, biological process: adenylate cyclase-activating G protein-coupled receptor signaling pathway; cell surface receptor signaling pathway. Gene Ontology annotation, molecular function: corticotropin-releasing hormone receptor activity; corticotropin-releasing hormone binding; G protein-coupled peptide receptor activity. Gene Ontology annotation, cellular component: neuron projection; plasma membrane. Bases 1 to 1584 code for a protein of 527 amino acids.